AUGUUUAAUGAUGAUGAUGAUAUUGGAGACUUAAUAUUGCCUCCUGCUGAUCCCCCUUCUCUGCCACCAAAUCUGCCUCCCUCUCCUGAUCACACCACCGACACGUCAUCCACAGACUCAUCUUUCGCUAGUUCAGCCUCUUCGUCGUCCGCUUCUGAUCACCACCACUCUUCGGGAUCUUCUUCGAGCUCAAGUGCAUCUCCACCGCCAUCUCCUCCGUCGGAUGCUCUCUUGGCGCUCCGUCGAUCUCUCCGCGCCACAAAAGGUCAACCUCCAUCUCAUUUCAAUGCAUACCCGAUUCAAGCAAGCCCAGGGUAA
Molecule: messenger RNA, 318 nt
Organism: Linum trigynum
Lineage: Eukaryota; Viridiplantae; Streptophyta; Magnoliopsida; Malpighiales; Linaceae
Source: the annotation of a GenBank genome assembly